UGGCGGCUGAAAAUGUCUAAAACAAUAUUUCUCAAAAUAAAAGUAAACUGAAGUGAUAUUUUAUAAAUUAAAUAUGAAUUUACGUUUAAAGAAGUGAAACUGGUGACUUUUGCGUGACAAUAACAAUCAAUAAAAACACUUUUAACAGUCAUGUAACGACAAUACCUUCCAGUAAUUUAAUCAUGGCCUUUUACUGCGAAUAAUAUAAUUCUAUACCAGUUUCAUUUAUAAGUGUUUAGUGAUGGUGUUUGAAAUGAUUCCGUAGUGUUACUUAGCAACAUGGCAAAAGAUGGUGACUUGCCUACUAUUUUUAAUCCUAAGCGAGUUCGUGCUCCUUCUGUGAUAAUAACAAGUGAGGAAGUUGAGACUGAACGAGGGGGUGAAGGUGAUCGUGAUCUUCCAAAUGGACCCCCAACACCCCUGAGCCCGCGGGCGCCUCUAACGCCGCAAACAUCCGUGUCGUCGGCAGUGUCUGCACCACCGCUGACGACGCAGCCGUCCCUUCAGCAAGCCUUCAGUGAGUCUGCGGCUAGCAGUCAAGACGAAGAGCGACAGCUCCGCGAGAAGAAAUGCCCAAGAUCUUGCUGCUCAAAAUUUGCUAAAAAGAUCUACUAUGGAAUAUGUGUCACACUGGUCCUUACUGCCUCCUGGGUGACAUCUACCCACUGCAUCAAGCACAUGUACCUUGAAACUUACCCACCUAUAAUCUAUCCCACUAGCACGGAGACAACUUCUCAGACCUUCAACUAUACUGCUAAGCCCCAAAGUCAAAAUGAGAACCUAUACAAUGCCCCAUUCUUCACUGCCUGGUUUAGCACCAACUGGCUCAUAUUGUUCUAUCCUAUCUAUGUGGUAGUAAUGCUCAUCCACAACAAGUGUAAAUCUGCCAAUGACAUAGUGUAUGAUGCCUUCAGAGACUUCAGAGAGAAGGGAUUCACUUUUGCUCGCUUCAUCAGCCGCUGCGGGUUGUUCUGCCUGCUGUGGGUGGUCACCAUCUACAUGUACACUUACUCCUUGAAGAUCCUGCUCUGCACAGAUGUGGUGGCUCUGUUUGCCACCAAUGUCUCCUGCAUCUAUCUGUUGUCCUGGGUCAUAUUACAUGAACAGUUUGUUGGUGUUAGGAUCGUGGCGGCUAUUCUGUGCGACACCGGAAUAGCGUUGCUUGCGUACAUGGACGGCAUAACAGGCAGCUCUACACUUGGUGGGGUUGUACUAGCUGCCUGCGCCGCGGCAGGCUUUGCUAUAUUUAAGGUUCUGUUCCGUAAAGUAAUGGGUGAGGUGAACACCGGCCAGCGCGCGCUGUUCUUCUCCAUCCUGGGCAUCGUGAGUGCCUCGCUCCUGUGGCCGGUGUGCCUCGCGCUCUACCUCACCGGCUCGGAGAUGCUGCCGUCCCCCUCGCACCAAAUGCCCUGGCUUCACCUCUUGGGGGCCAGUCUUGCGCUGUUGGUUUUCCAUCUAGUGUUCCAGUUCGGCAAUAUCGUGACGUACAACAUUUUCGUCUCACUCGCUCUCAUCACCGCUGUACCAGUCUCAGCCGGAUUGGACGUGGCGUUCUACCAAGUGCAGUUCGAGGGCAUGAAGCUGGCCGGCAUCGUGCUGAUCGGCGUGGGCUUCUCGCUCGUCAUGUUCCCCGACAACUGGCCCAACUACAUCAUGCGCCUGCUCAGAUGGAGCCGCCGGCAGCGCGGAAACAACGGGUCCGGGCGCAGCCGCGACGCCAUGGACUUCCGCACCGGCUACAUACGCUCGCACCUCCGCUCGCCCUCCGGCCGCGUGCGGUGACCGCCCGACGACCUGUCCUAAACGACUAUAUGCUCUACUGCGGCGUAAUAACGGUCAAAUUACAACGCUCUGAUCAAACUUUCCUCUUACUAUCGACGAUUUGUUGUUUGGUUAUGUAGGAUUGGUUCAAAGGCGGAAACCCUCAGUGACGUAUUCUCUGACGAACAUAGGCCAACAAAGGGCCCUAUAAAAUUCUUUAAAAAUACAUAGCGGGCCGUGCACCGCUGCGGGGUGCCUUAAUUGUGGUCGAUAGGGAUAAUCGGCUAGAACUCCGUAAAAAAGGGUACAAAUAUAUCUCAACGAAAUAUUGAGAGUUAUGUGGCGGGGAUAGUGUUGAUUGAAUAAUAUGAAUGCAAAAUUGAAUGUUCUUAUAUUGAAAUUAAACCCAACGUCAGCUGAUCUUAAAAUGAUCGAAUUUUAUCUUAUGACUUUAUAUUUGUAAAGUUGCAACUCUUGAUCUGCUCAUUAUUCUCAUGUUAGACCUCCAAAUUUAAUGGCCAAAAUUUACACAUUAUUCCGAUAUACUCGUUAUAUACCGAUUCUACUUUUAAAUCCGAAAAUAAUACGUUUUGUAAUAUGCCUCGAGGUUUAAAUAUUAAAAUAUCUUCAAUGAACUGAAUCUUCUUCAAAUCUCACAUCGUCGCUAUUAUAUAAUAAUAUCUAGUGCUUGUAUAAUUUUAUAGACUUACUUCGACUACCGUCCGUCCUCUCGAUUAGAAAGGGCACUUGAAAAAUUAAUGUUUUAUGAAAGUCAUCUGCACUAGUAACAAUAAAUAUUAAAAUUCGGGAUGCCGGGAUGUUAAAUAUCUAUUAACACAAAUCUCAAUGUGGUCAAAAAUUGAAAAGCAACACAGAUGUACUUGGGAAAAUGUUCUAUUAACAGAUGAAAUGAUAAGAGUACAGCUACAGUGUCUGGCCCCCAAGAUAUACUACCGUCCCUCUUUAAAUAAUACUGUAAGACAAAGGCGGAUAGUCUAUCUCAUAGGCAAGAUGAUGUAAGGGUGGUAUUCCAGCUGUCCAAUUUCUUUGUCCACCAAUGUCAGUGCGUCUCACUCUCUGAUUAAAGCAAAAUGUGAGACGCAAUACACAUUGGACAAAGGAAUUGGUUAGGUGGAAUACCACCCUUAGGCCUACUGGGCGCUAUGUUUGCAUAAUGGCAGACUGUGGGACCUAAUCUGUCAGAGAAACAUUUUUUCCUUUAGCGCCCAGUAGUGAAGAGAGAUGUUUGGCAGUUUUUAACCCCAUUCUCGAGAUACUGAUGUAAUGUACAUCACCUAGUGCACGUUAGAACUUCAAUUAUAUACUUAUCUAUAAUAUAUAUUCUAUCUAUAAUACUUAAUCUUGAUGUUGUGAUCACCAGUAGUGGUUAGCGUAGGGUUUGGAUCGUUUCAAUGUGCGAGGAAGUAAUUCGAUCGUACAUUCAGACGCUCCGAAGGAUGGCUUCCGAAUUUGUCUUUAGAAAUUAUGAUAAUUAUCGAAUUUUAAAAUAAGAUCUAGUCGAAUCUAGUCAGGGUAUAAAUUUGUUAUACACGAAUUAAUUUACUUUAAAUGUUACUCUUAUCGAGAGUUUAUUUACUGUAGGUUUUAAUUUAAUUAUUUAUAUAUUUAGAUAUUUUUUCAGUCGCUAUUGCCAUAAGCCAGGCAAUUUCGAGUCAUGGAAUUCCUCGUACUACCUGUAUUUAGUGUCAAUUUUUACCGACAUGUCCAAAGUGCGAAUCUGCGUGGCUUUUUGUAACGGUUAUCGGUGAACGCAUCUUUUAGCUUUUAAGUUUAACUUUUUAUGCACUUUAGGCUUAGCACGCACUGCGGUUUUUAAAAAGCGGUUCCGCUACCGCAAAAAAUGUAACGUACGGCAUUCUUUAUAAGCGCACGCACUUGCGAUUUAUUUCAGAGACUGAUUUUAAAAACGCAACUUGCUACAUUUUGAUUCGCGGUUUGCAACCGCGCGUUUUUAUGUAUCCCAUACUUCAUGUACGGCAGCGCCCCCACUGCGGUUCGUAAAAAGCGGUUUUUUCGUCAGUUCGGCUCAGAGAGCGGAGCAGUGAGGUGUGUUGUGCGCUGCAUUAUGUCGUCGGAGUCCGAAAGUUCGUUGCCGGUCGAAAGUGAAGCGUUGCCGGUAGACAACAAACACAAUAAAAUAUCCCUUCAGAUAUCUUUGAUCUGUUAGAGGAUGUACCCAGUACUUAUGUUGGCGAAGACGUUUUCUAUUUUUUUUAUUUCUUAAAACUAAGGCCACAACACAUACUGCUCUGAGGAAAUCCAUUGUCAUACUGAACGUGAAAACCGCGGAAACGCAACCGCAGUGCGAGUUCCUGCGCGGUUCGGCGUUUUCGGCCAGACCGCAACCGCAAGAAAAAAACCGCAGUGCGUGCUAUGCCUUAUGCAAGUCCUACUACCGCCCCAAAACGUAGAAAUAAAAUAUAAGCAACACUUAACACCAAGUCAUUGUCAUGCAUGUUAAAUGUAUACAUUUGCGUUUAAGUUUUCAUUAUAAUAUUAAAGGCUACUGAAUUUCAAUUCACAUUGAAAUGAGCAUCUUCAUAUAUAUUAACACAUUCAUUGCCACUAAGUACUACGGGUUACGCUAGUAGCGCGUAGCCACGGUUUCGCCGUAUGGAGCGCGUAAUCGCUACGAACAGUGUACCCGACAGUCGGGUUCUUGGCGCUGAAUGUGUUAAUAUGUGGCGUAAAAAUUAUGUCAAUGUUUUUUCGCCUACCAAAGAUUGAAUAUGCAGAAAUUUUAACUAAUUUGACCUCGACCAUACCUAAAUGUAAAUCAUUUGUUCAUGCAUGCACAUAACUUGUAGAUACGUAUAUACAUCACUUAUGUAAUACAUUAGUUGGCUACCGCGUUACCUUCUCGAGGUUUCGACUCUUCGCUCCGUAUAUAGUUGUUACAUUAUUACGUUAAUCCUACAGUAGCCGUAGAAGUUAGUUGACGACUGAAUUGUUAAAAAUGGCGUACGAAUUGAAGCCUUAUUGCUGCUGUCUGCAUGGGUCGUUCUCGUAUGCGUUUUAUAAAAAUCUGUAUAAUUUGGAUUCCUUCAUUGAGAUGGUAUACUGGUGUCGAAUGUUUUUCCGCGUAAUAUUAUCGCUCUAAAUAUCCGCUUAGAGCGCUUUGGUCGACGGUUUUUUCUGAAUCCAUACUAACAGUGUGGCUAAAGGCACAUCGUUCAUCUAUUAUCAGCGUUAUUUGCAAUUUGUUAUGAUGUUAUUGAUAUGUUUAUAUUAAUUAUUAUUGUUUUUGACAUGUUAUAAUCUUUAAGUAAUGUAUCAUCAAUGCGUUGUAGUGUCAUAAGUUUUUCUUACGUGCCAGGUUUCACCAGGGUGUAUGUUUUCAUUCCUUCUCUAAUUUAAUUUAUAUAAAGUGGCUCAUACUUAGGUCAUAAUACCUAUAUUUAUUGAUAUCGACCCACAAAUGCACUGAUAAUGGUAGACUAAUACUCAUGGCACUGAAACGCACUAAUAUAACCCUCAAUCAGUAGGUACUGAACGACAAUGUUAAAAGAAAACUAAACUGUUACAAAACCUAAAUUAAUUUGUCACUGAAAGUGCAUUUUGUUAAGUAUUUAAAUAAGUAUAAUUUUACAUUCCCACAUCAAUGUUGAUCUCUUUUUAAGAAUAUUUUAGCUAGAGUAUACUUUGCGCAUAGCCUCACGACUCAACACCGCUCGUUAAAUUCACUAGCUAAUUAAUGUGGACAAUACCGUCUCUAAGGGAAGUCCGUCUACAAGCUCUUCAGUCGCCUUUAACUCUUGCGUUAGUACACAUACUCCACUUACAGGUCCUUAGGGCGGGAAUGAAGCUCUUCCUUUCUGACUGUGUCUGAGGGUGGUAUUCCACCUAUCUAAUUUCAUUGUCCAAUGUGUAUUGCUUCUCACAUCUUGCCUAAUAAGAGGGUGAGACGCAAUGCCAUUGGACAAAUAAAUACCACCCUGAGCGACGUGUAUACAACUACGAGAGCUCUUGUCCUAUGAUUGCCUUCCCGUAAUACAUUGUAUAUGCUGAUCUUCCCCACAUUGACCUUAGGUUGGUAUUUCACCUGUCCAAUAUCUUGGUCCAAUGUGUAUUGCGUCCAAUCUCUCUCACUAUGCAAAAUGUGAGAUGCAAAUACACAUAGGACAAAGAAGUUGGACAGGCGGAACACCAACCUUAGCUUAUUUGCCUCCAUGUUUCAAACAUAUUUUAUCUUCAAUAAUGGAUUGGUGUUGGUGGUGAGGACAUGCGCAGAGUACAUUUAUCACUAGCGAUACUAGUCGAGUUGUUAUCACGUUUUUUGUAUCGUCAAGCUCAAUGUAUUUGUUGUGACUGUGAUGUUUUGUAUGGUUGCUUAUCUUUGAAUGUGUUAGUUGAUUAAAAUCCAAUAAUGGCUGCGACGUAAUAAUAGCAGAUGACUGGUACACAUGAAAUUUUAAAUAACAAAAUUAAUAAACUACAAAUGGAAUUCGUUGAAUUAGUGAAAAUAAGUUUCUAAUUUUCGUUCGUAAAACUAUUGGUUUGCUAUAAAACCUCGGAAGGCCCCUUCCGAGUGACAACAGAGAGUUCCUACCACUAGAUAUAACAACUAAUGAUAUGUUCUUGGUCUAUAUGAAAAUUAAGGCAUACAGUUAGUUUAAUAGCCUUCGCCACAAUGUUGGAUAAUAAUGACAAAUGGUCGGAAUUAAAUUAUGUUUUAGAAGUACCAUGUGCCGUAAAAGUGCAUGGCGAAUUUAUCAAUGAUUUCAUUCAUAAUUUCUCCAUACAAUUUCGCAGCUCACUGUACACGUACAGUCACCGUCGUAUAGUAGGUAGCUACCAAAGUAUUCAAAUAUGUAAUUCGGUACGCCAUACAAAUUAUAUAACGCUGACUGUACAUCUAAAUAAAAAAUAUUACAAAUAAUGUUGACCGUGUUGUCGGUGUUGUGUUUGUUAACAGGUUAAACAAUUUAAAUAUUUGACCAGUUAACUGUUAUUGUUAUAAUGUUCGCAGCCUAAUCCAACUCGAAUAUUUGUAUUCAACAAAAAAAGUUAUUAGAAACAGAAUUUGUAAUUUAAGUAGGUACGUUUAUAUUCAAUGAAUUUACACAAAUGCACAUUGGUUAUUGUUUCUGACAACAGUCUUUAUUGUUAGUUUGAUUAAAAUAAUGAUUAAAGACUGAAUUAAAUUGAAAAUGACUAAAAUCAAUUACACUUCGUGAAUUAAAAAUUUAAGUAUAAACGGGACCGGAUUUCGCGGGGGUGAGGAGAAGAUAGUGUCUCAAACUAGGACCCUUAACCCUUAGUCUUUGGUUGCCGAAAAUAAUAAAAAAUACAGAUUACAGAGAGAACAGUAAGACUAUAAGAGUAAUAUAAGUAAAGAAAGAAAGAGAAACUGGAUACAUCAGUUUUCUUACCAAAACGCGAGUAUGUUCUAGUCUACAUCUAACUGGUUUCGGGGUUGGCCUCAGUAAAAGCUGCUCAGUAUAAUCCCAAAACCUCCCUGGCAACGGGAAUGCUCUUUUUUUUGACCACCCUGUAUAAUUCUUCUGUUUAUAUUUGACUGAAUUAGACUAUUGUUCAAAUUGGUCUUUCUUCACUCCCCGAAGCGAGCCGAACCGCAACGAGUAAGUUAUGUCUUAAGUAGAGAAGAAAAUGUUUAUUAAAUCGGUGUUAGUUUAGAUGAAAGUGAUUUAUGUACUAGGACACGUUAUUAGAAGCAACAUGUUAUUGUACGUAAUGAGUAGCGGACACGAGAUAACACCUUGGCCCCUGUGAUUCAUUUAGUUUAAACUAGGAUUUGAUAGUCGUUAAAUAAAAUUUGUCAUAGA
Molecule: messenger RNA, 7568 nt
Organism: Cydia fagiglandana
Lineage: Eukaryota; Metazoa; Arthropoda; Insecta; Lepidoptera; Tortricidae
Product: solute carrier family 35 member F3
Exons: 9
Coding region: 280-1782 (500 amino acids)
Source: RefSeq, a predicted model, not a curated record